Messenger RNA from Daucus carota subsp. sativus, 5241 nucleotides. RefSeq lists its product as uncharacterized. NCBI's taxonomy places the organism in Eukaryota, Viridiplantae, Streptophyta, Magnoliopsida, Apiales, Apiaceae. Gene Ontology annotation, molecular function: ATP binding; protein kinase activity. The transcript is spliced from 14 exons. Gene Ontology annotation, biological process: recognition of pollen; protein phosphorylation. The record is from RefSeq and is a predicted model, not a curated record. Bases 134 to 5146 code for a protein of 1670 amino acids.
AUACUAGUACUCAAAAAGAAUGUCUUGACUUUUUGAGGAAAGUUCAAAUAAAUUGAUUAGGUGAAAAGUAUUUUUCAUUCUUUUAAACUUGGUAAGAGCAUUCAACUUGACAGAGCUCAUUAACCUGACCAACAUGGCAAAAUGCCUUGUUAAAAUCUUCUUCUUCUGCUCCUUGUUUGUCGUGAUCUCCGGUGCAGGAGACACCCUUCCUGCAAAUCAAGCCUUUGCUAUCAACGACACUAUUGUGUCAGCUGACGGUGUCUUUGAACUUGGUUUCUUCAGUCCUGGAAGCUCCAAGAAUCUCUACUUAAGCAUACGAUACAAAAAGGCGAGUCAGAUCACCGCUUGGCUUGCCAAUCGAGAUGCACCUCUUACGGAUGCUUUAGGCAGGCUAACGCUAAGUAGCCAAGGCAGUCUUGAAAUUUUUGAUGGGAGAGAUACCAAAAUUUGGUCAACAAACUCGACCAAAGCUUUGAAGAAUCCUGUGGCACAGUUAUUGAACACAGGGAAUCUUGUCAUCAGAGCAGCUGAUGAUCCUGAUCCAGGACAUUAUCUGUGGAAAAGUUUCGAUUUCCCUGACAAUACUUUAGUACCAGGCAUGAAGAUCGGAAAAAACUUGGAAGAUGGCAUAGUUUGGUCCUUCAAUUCUUGGAAAAGCACUGAUGAUCCUUCUCUAGGAAAUUUCCAGGUUAAGCUUGAUAUCACUGGUUACCCGCAGCUAAUCCUAUUCAAUGGCUCGUCUACUCUCAUCCGGAUUGGUCCCUGGAAUGGUGAUAGAUUCAGUGGUAUUCCUAGUUCCGGUCCAAAUAAUAUAUUUCGGGAUGAGUUUGCUAUUACAGGGGACGAGAUAUAUUAUAAGUAUGAGAUUGUGGAUAAUUCAGUGCUUAUAAGGACAACUAUAGAACCUGAUGGGAGAGUAAUCCGUUACACGUGGACUCGCGAAAGUAAUGUAUGGAAGGCAACUAUAUUUCUCCAGCCGGAUUACUGUGAUGAUUAUGCACGCUGUGGGGCAAAUGGUAUCUGUAACGUCAACACUCUUUGUAGGUGUUCCGAAGGAUUUCAGCCCAAAAAUGCAGAUGCCUGGAAAAGUUUAAAUUUUUCAGAGGGUUGCAUCCUAGCGUCAAAAUUGAAUUGCAGUGUUAGGGAUGAAUUUGUACCGCGGCCAAACAUGAAAUGGCCAGAUACAAGGAACUCGUCGUAUGACUUGAGCAUGAACCUUGGGGAUUGUAAAAAGAAGUGCCUCGAAAAUUGCUCUUGUACAGCCUAUGCAUAUGCAAACAACACUGAAAAAGGAGGUGGAUGCUUGUUUUGGUUCGGUGCCCUAAUUGAUAUCAGAGAUCAAGAACAGAGUGGGCUUGGUUUUUAUGUUAGGGUAGCUGCCUCAGACUCAGGUUCAAGUAACAGCUCUACUAGAGGAAGGCAAAUUGCACUGUUUGUACUUGUACCCAUUGUAUCAUUUUUAACAGUAAUACUUGUCUUCUAUCUGAGGCGUGUAUGCAAGAACAGGAAGAAAAGUGGAGAAAUGAUCGAGAAGGAGAUUGAUAAGGGGAGGGAUGACUUACCAUUGUUCGACUUCAGAACUAUUGCUAAUGCCACAAACAACUUUUCUGACGGUAAUAAGCUUGGGCAAGGUGGCUUUGGACCUGUCUACAAGGCUAUUCUGGAAGACGGGCAGGAAGUAGCUGUAAAGAGGCGUUCAACAUGUUCGACACAAGGAAUAGAAGAAUUCGGAAAUGAAGUGUCCUGCAUUGCAAAGCUUCAACACCGGAACCUGGUUAGGCUUCUUGGUUGGUCCACCACUGAGGAAGGAGAAAGGUUGUUGGUAUAUGAAUAUAUGCCCAAUAAAAGCUUAGACUACUUCAUAUUUGGAGAUAUGAAACAGAGAGCAUCACUAGACUGGCCUAAGCGUUACAAGAUAAUAAACGGGAUCGCUAAGGGGCUGCUUUAUCUUCAUGAAGACUCCAGAUUAAGGGUCAUCCAUAGAGAUCUCAAAGCCAGCAACAUCCUUCUUGAUUAUAAUAUGGACCCAAAAAUCUCAGAUUUUGGCAUGGCGAGAAGUUUUGGAGAUACUGAGACUGAAGCAAAUACGGCAAGAGUGGUUGGAACAUACGGUUACAUGGCCCCGGAGUAUGCCAUUGAAGGUGCAUUUUCUGUAAAAUCGGAUGUUUAUAGUUUCGGUGUACUGGUAAUAGAAAUUCUGAGUGGGAAGAAAAGCAGAUUCUUUAAUCAUCCGGGACACAACCUUAAUCUUAUUGGCCAUGCAUGGACGAGUUAUAACGAAGAUAGGCUUUCGGAACUAAUUGACGUGUCAAUCCCAAAGACAAGUGACCGAUCUGAAGUUUUUCGAGUAUUUCAGAUAGGGCUAUUAUGUGUUCAACAAUAUCCAGAAGACAGACCAAACAUGUCAUCAGUACUCAUGAUGUUAACAAGUAAAGUGUCGCUUCCUCAUCCAAAACAACCUGGUUUUUUCAUCGAAAGAAAAUUUGAUAAAGCUUAUAAUUCAUCAAGAAAGUAUGAAGCAGAUUCUGUGAAUAGCAUCAUUGAUUCGUCUUCAUCAAACCAGACUAUUACAAUUGUUUCACCCAGAUACUAUAAUCUACAAGUAUAUUCGACAGGGGUGAGCAUGAAACCAGUAAAUCUGAGAGGGCUUAUAAACAUGAGUAGGAUUACUAUAUGCUUUACUUUUAUCUUCUUCUGCUCAUUUUUCGUAGUAAGCUAUGGUGCAGGAGAUAUCCUUUCUGCAAAUCAGACCAUCAAAAGCGGAGAAACGAUUGUCUCAGCCGGUGGUGUGUAUGAACUUGGUUUUUUUAGUCGCGAAGGCUUAAACAAUAUUCAGUACCUGAGCAUAAGGUACAAGAAGGCAGGUCAGGUCAUUGCAUGGAUUGCCAAUCGAGAUGCACCCCUUGCUAAUGCAACAGGCUCACUCACGCUAACUAGCGAGGGGACUCUCCAACUUUUUAAUGGCACAAACACCGUUAUUUGGUCAUCAAACUCCACAAAAUCCUCAAAGACUCCGGUGGCACAGUUAUUAGACAAUGGAAAUCUUGUUGUCAGAUCAGGGAAUGAUCCUGCAGGUACUAUUCUUUGGCAAAGUUUUGAUUUUCCUGACAAUGCAUUCCUGCCAAGCAUGAAGAUCGGAAGCAAGAUAGGGAAGAACUCAGUACCCGGCCUAGCUUGGUCCUUCAAUUCUUGGAAAAGCGAUGAUGAUCCUACUCCUGGGAGUUUCCAUGUUAGACUUGAUAUCAGUGGUUACCCACAACUAGUCCUAUACAAUGGCUCGGAUAUAUUUCUCCGGGUUGGUCCCUGGAAUGGUAUAUCAUGGAGUGGUAUUCCUACUGCAGGUCCAAAUAAUAUAUUUGUGGAUGAGUUUCACUUUAAGGAGGAUGAAAUAUUCUAUAAGUAUGAACUGUACAGUAAUGCGUUACUCAUAAGGCUAGUCAUAGUGCCUGAUGGGCGAAUAAUACGUUAUACAUGGACUGAAAGAAGUAACAAGUGGGAGCCAGCUACGUUUGUCCAGGCAGAUUACUGUGAUGGUUAUGCAAUCUGUGGGGAAUAUGCUACUUGUAACCUUAACACUCUCUGCAGGUGUUUAGAUGGAUUUCAGCCCAAAAACCUGGAUGCCUGGCGUGGCUUAAACUUUUCAGAGGGUUGUGUUCGAUCUACUGAAUUGAUUUGUAGUGAUAGAAAUGCUUUUGUACCGCAUUCAAACAAGAAAUUGCCGGACACACAUAGAUCAACGUAUAAUUUGAGCAUGAACCUUGAGGAUUGCAAGAAGAAGUGCCUGCAGAACUGCUCUUGUACAGCAUAUGCAAACACAAACAUCACUGGAAAAGGGAGUGGAUGCUUGCUUUGGUUCGGGGGUCUUCUUGAUAUCAGAGAUCAACAACAGAGUGGGCAUGUUUUUUAUGUAAGAGAUGUUGCCUCGGAUUCAGGUUCAGGUAGUAGUUCCACAGCAAGUAGCAGCUCCGGAGCAAGGCGAAUUGUGCUGAUUGCAGUUUUACCCAUUAUAUCAAUUCUGAGCGUGGUACUUGGCUUCUAUCUGUGGUAUAUACGCAAGUACAAGAAGAAAAAUAGAGAAGAACCGAAAGAGGAUGAGAAUGAUAAUGGGGAAGAAGAUUUACCAUCAUUUGACUUCAGGACUAUCGCGAAUGCCACAAACAACUUCUCUAACAAUAAUAAACUUGGUGAAGGUGGCUUUGGACCUGUCUUUAAGGGAAUUCUGGAAGACGGGAAGGAAAUAGCUGUAAAGAAGCCUUCAACGCGCUCCACACAAGGAGUGGAAGAGUUCAAAAAUGAAGUAUCAUGCAUUGCAAAGCUUCAGCACCGCAAUCUGGUCAGGCUUCUCGGUUGGUCCAGCACUGAGGAAGGAGAAAGGAUGUUAGUCUAUGAAUACAUGCCCAACAAAAGCUUAAAUUUCUUUAUAUUUGGAGAUUCAAAACAGAGAGCAUUACUAGAUUGGCCUAAGCGUUACAACAUAAUAAACGGGAUUGCUAAGGGGCUGCUUUAUCUUCAUGAAGACUCCAGAUUAAGGGUCAUUCAUCGAGAUCUCAAAGCUAGCAACAUCCUUCUUGAUUAUAAUAUGAAUCCAAAAAUCUCAGAUUUUGGCAUGGCUAGAAGUUUCGGAGAUACUGAAACAGAAGCAAACACUGCGAGGGUGGUCGGAACAUACGGCUACAUGUCCCCUGAGUAUGCAAUUGAAGGAGCCUUUUCAGUUAAAUCGGAUGUUUAUAGCUUUGGUGUGCUUAUGAUAGAGAUUGUGAGUGGGAAGAAAAGCAGAUUCUUCAAUCAUCCAGGCCACAACCUGAAUCUUAUGGGCCAUGCAUGGAUGAGCUAUAAAGAAGACAAGCUUUCGGAACUAAUUGAUGAAUCGAUCUGGGAGUCAGUUGACCAAUCUGAAGUGUUUCGAGUUAUUCUGAUUGGAUUACUAUGCGUCCAACAAUAUCCAGAAGACAGACCGAACAUGUCGGCUGUACUCAUGAUGUUGACUAGUAACAUUUCGCUGCCUCAUCCGAAACAACCUGGAUUCUUCACCGAAAGAAAACUUGAUGAAGAGUAUAAUUUGUCAGGCAAUGAAGCAGAUGCUUUCUAUAACUUGCUUGACUCGUCUUCAUCAAACCAAACUGUUACAGGCGUUGAACCUCGAUAGUGUUCUAAAUUGUGUAUUGCCUUAGAUUUUUGUUUUCAUGUAAUCACACAAGACUGGGAAUUUUAAAUCUUAAUUAAACGCUACAAUUUGUGACU